CUGAGGGUGUACAACCACAGGGAGUGGGUAGGUUUCUUUUCAAGACCCUGAGCCAGGAUCUGCAGAAGAAUGGUUCUCUAGGGGAUCCAGCCCAGGGGCUGACUGCUCUGCACCAGAGCAGAGGGCAAGACUCAAAGAAGGUUUGCCGGCAUGAAUAGCGCAGCCAGCCUCCUAGCAAAUCAACGAGAACACCCAGAGAACACGCACUGCAGGCUGCGCCCAUAGAAAAUCCUCUCUCUUUUUUUUGCUGUUGUUUGGGGGAUACCUGGUUAUAAGCACUGUCUUGUCUGCUGCUGGGACCAGGGUCGGUCCAGGAUGUGCCCUGGGGAUUUCUAGCGGCAUGGAAUGGCUGAGGUUCCUAUCUCUCUCUGCAACACACUCCCAGCUGCAAAAACCCAGCUCAGCAGGAAAGCAAUGAUAGCCUUGGUUGGGUGACAGCCCUAAUUGCAGGAGAAAACAGCAGUGUUGGCCCACAGCUAUACCAGGAAGAAAUAACACCCCAGUGGAAAGCCACAGGAAACACCACCAUCAGUGCGAAGCACCCAUUCAAAGCAGAAGUCAAGAUGACAGUCGAGGGGAGAGAGCUCAUCCUGGAUGUUGAGAAGAAUGAGCACCUCUUUGCACCAGGCUACACUGAAACCCACUAUACCCAGACUGGAAUGCCCCACACCAUUACUUUCAACCACACAGACCAUUGCUUCUACCAUGGUGUUGUGCGAGGCAUGGAACAAUCCAGCGUCACACUCAGCGCAUGCAAAGGGCUACGUGGUCUUAUAGUACUGAGCAGCAACCUCAGUUACAUCUUAGAGCCGGUCCCCGAUAGCCAGGAUCAACACUUGGUCUACAGAUCAGAACAUUUGAGGCUUCCCAAGGGGACUUGUGGAUAUCUGCACGAAGAAACGACAACCACACACUGGCUCAACACAUUGACAGGCCGGGCCACAGCACACCAUCACAGGGUGAAGCGGGAGGAUUUGCAGUCUACGAAGUACGUGGAGCUGCUGCUUGUGGCUGAUUUUGCAGAGUUUCAGAAGAAUAACUAUGACCUUCAACUAACGAAGAAUAAACUAGUGGCGGUUGCUAAUUACGUAGAUAAGUUUUACAAGUCCUUGAACAUUCGGAUUGCCCUGGUGGGGCUGGAGGUCUGGACUGACCGAAAUAAGUGCGAUGUAUCCGAGAAUUCACAUUCCACCCUUUGGUCCUUCCUCGCUUGGAGGCGCAAGCUGCUAGCCCGCAAAAAGCACGACAAUGCCCAGUUAAUCACUGGGAUGUCGUUCCAGGGCACCACAAUCGGCUUAGCUCCGCUGAUGGCCAUGUGCUCCGAUUUCCAAUCUGGAGGGGUGAACAUGGAUCAUUCCGACAACCCCAUCGGCGUCGCCGCCACCGUGGCCCAUGAGAUGGGCCACAACUUGGGCAUGAGCCACGAUUCGGCUGGCUGCUGUGCUGCCCACGCUGACGACGGAGGCUGCAUCAUGGCUGCUGCCACUGGGCACCCAUUCCCCAGGGUAUUCAACACGUGCAAUAGGAAGGAGCUGGACAGGUACCUGCAGUCCGGCGGAGGAAUCUGUCUCUCCAACAUGCCAGACCCCAAUACUUUAUACGGCGGGAAGAGGUGUGGAAACGGUUACCUGGAAGAUGGGGAGGAAUGUGACUGCGGAGAAGUGGAGGAGUGCAAUAAUCCCUGCUGCAACGCCAUCGAUUGCUCCCUGAAGCCUGGCGCCGAGUGUGCUCAUGGAACCUGCUGUCACCAGUGCAAGCUGAUGGCUCCAGGAACUCUCUGCAGGGAGACGUCUAGACCCUGUGACCUGCCAGAGCACUGCACUGGCAAGUCAGCAUUCUGUCCCGCCAACUUCUACCAAAUGGACGGUACGCCGUGUGCAGGAGGGAGGGCGUAUUGCUACGUUGGCAUGUGUCUCACGUACGAGCAGCAGUGCUUGGAGCUCUGGGGGCCUGGAGCGAGGCCUGCACCUGACCUGUGCUUUGAGAAGGUUAACGCUGCCGGCGACACCUAUGGGAACUGUGGGAAGGAUGUCUACGGCACAUACAGGAAGUGUGAGACGAGAGAUGCGAAAUGUGGGAAGAUACAGUGCCAGAGCUCUGCUUCCAAGCCACUGGAGUCCAGAGCUGUCCCGAUAGACACAACCAUUAUGGUGGAGGGAAGACCGAUCAAGUGUCGGGGGACCCACGUGUAUGGUGCUGAAGAGAGCGAAGGGGAUAUGCUAGACCCUGGCCUGGUGAUGACGGGAACAAAGUGUGGGAACAAUCAUGUUUGCUUCGAGGGACACUGCAGGAACACGUCCAUCUUUGACUCUGAAGGCUGUCGGAAGAAGUGCCAUGGGCAGGGAGUGUGCAACAGCAACAAGAACUGCCACUGCAAGAGUGGAUGGGCACCCCCGUUCUGCAACAAACCUGGGAACGGAGGCAGCCUGGACAGUGGGCCCUUGCCCCAAGAAAGCCUGGUUCCAGUGAUGGCAGGAGUCCUGGUUUCCAUCUUGCUUUUGAUCGGAAUAGCAGUUGCGUUUUGCUGCUAUAAAUGGAAGGACAGACUCCGGCCUCUAAAAGAGACCAUCAUCCCUUCAAAGAGGAGCCAACAGUUUCGCAGUGCCUCUGCUCCAGGUCAGUAUGGUGUGAACGGCCAUGCAAAUCCAGCCUUCAAGCUGAAAACCCCACAGGAACACAAAAAGGCUACCUGCACCCCAGGAAUCCCAUCAAAGCCUGCAGUGCUUCACCCCAAACCAGCCCCAGAUCUCAAAACUAAUAUACAGCAACCACCUGCUUUCCCAGCUGGCCUCAGCAACGACACCAGGAAAUCCCCUGGUCCGGUAUAUCGGAUAGAUGGGAUUCCGAAGGACACUGCAAGACGAGUUCCUCCAACCAGGCCAGCACCCCCUGCUCCAAAACUCAUAGUCCCACAGGAUACUGCUAGACCCCGCCCACCACAGAAAGCUUUGCCGGCAAACCCCGUUCCUACUGGACCCAGGACUGUGCCAAAGAUUAACACCACAACACUACCGCCACCUACUGCUGGAAGGCACCCAGGACGACACCCUCCACCGGCAGAGAAUUCAACGGUGAAGCUAGCCGGAGGAGUGAACGCCUUGCAGAAAUGAUGGCCAGGCACUCUGUGCUGCAGGGCUGGGGUCAUCCAGCCAAACAGGGAUUCUUUCCGUGUCAACUUGGGAUCUCAUAAGGAACUGGAUGUCUUUGUCACCAGGAAGCAGAUACACAGGUCAUGUACAGAGCUUGAUCCCUCUCCCCCGGCCCCAUGUUUCCCACCUGACCCACUGGGCCACAUCCGGCCCUGCACAAAUGGAUGUCGCUGCCAGUGCUGGUGUAGGCAGAUGCAACGCUUACUGACGCCAAUGGGAAUUGCAUCAGUAUAUGCCAAGGCUGAAUUUGGCCCACUGUGCCUUUGGCUUCCUGCAAUACAGGAGUUACUUGUUUAAAAUGGCAGUGAAAUAUUAUUGUGCAACGUAUAAUGCAGAAGAGGGGGGCUGGGGAGAGAGCGUGCUCCAUAUUUUAAAAAAUAUGACCUCACCCACCUUGUCUCUCUAAUAUCUUGGGGCUGGCAUAGCUACACCUCCACUCUAUAUUUCAUCAGUAAUUUAGUGCUCCAGUGCUCAGUGAUCUGAAUUUGUCAGCUGCUGGACUUGACAGGCGGUGCUCUAAGGAUCAAGCCACUCUGCUUCCCCCGGUCUGUCCAGAGCAGCCACGUGUGUGUCACUGCUACAUUGCCAUUCUGUUUCCCUGGGCAUUGACUGACUGGCCAGCAGCGGGGAAGGAAACAGUGGAAAAUAUGCCACGCUGAAGUAACCUGGGCUUGCUGAUAAGUUUGGGCUGGAACCUCCUCCCAACCAGAUCAUCCCGAGCAAGAUCCUUUCCAUCACCGCCAGUCAGUUGUGUUGCAUUAGCUGCUCGAUUCCGCUGUGUCUUGUCUUGUUGAUGUAAGUGUAAGAUCUAGUAGCAUUUCCAGCUUGGUUUAUGUGCCCUUAUCAGUGUCGUUUGGACUUAGACUAGGUACUACAGAAAAACUCUCUAAAGAAAAUACAGGGUGAACAGUCAAAUGGAGUUAAAAUGAAGUCCGGGUGGUGGAACCUUCCUGCCAUAAUGGGGUACCACAGCUAACCAGACCGGUACACUUUCUGUAUAUAGCCCAUCAGCCUCCAUUCUGUGUUGAGCAAUACAGAGCAACACUGGGUACCUGGUCACCAGACUAACAAGAAACGUAACUUUAAAGCUUCCCAGUUGGGAGAGCAAUGGAAGAUUUAUAUGACAUAUGGUGCUUUUGUUGGACAGCUGAUUGAAUCCAAACUCUCCUCUAAAUGGACCUAGUGGAGGCAGUUGUCCAGGUGCACUUUAAACUGAAGGUCCUAAUCCUUAACCUUGUGAAUUUGUUUUUUUUAACCGAUUUGGGUUUCCACACAUUUUAUCUCAGGAUUUUAGAUUUGGGACAUUUUGUUCCCCUAGCAAUUUUUCAGUUUUCCUUGAAAUUACUUCAUGUGUGAACAUCAGCAAUUCCAGAGUUAGAGACACAGAAGCUAUGUCAUAUCAGACUUAUUAUGGACAGAGGUCUUCAAGCCAAAUAGUCCAGGCUGCGCAGUGUAAGAAACCCUACGAUUUGCUGCAAAACCCUGUUCUGGGUUGUGAUUCCAUUAUUGCUGCCUGGCCAUGAAGAAAUACCUCUGAACAUUCACAUUAGGUUUGGCUGGCAUCUAAAGAUGGACCGAGCCAUUUUUUGUAACAUUAGCACUUCUUCCUCCUCAAGGUUUUUUAAGUAGACGGGGCAUUUUGUUACCAUCCAGCUGUCUACUCACUGCAAUGGUUAGUUUGGACCAUCUGCCGAGAUUAUCAUACUCCUUAAAAACCAACCAAUAAUGUCCCCCAAAUGGGGCCGUAAGUGAAUGAGACUGUGACUCUCACUAACCUUGAAAUGCGUUUCUCCACACCUGGUCCUAAUGACUGUCCACUGGCACCAGUGCUUCAAUGCAAAGCAGCCAUUUGCAGUUUGAUGAAAUCAAAGUAUUUUUGUAGGCCCCUCUUUAGUUGUAUGGUUUCCUUGCAAAAGACCCUGGAGGAAGGGUGGUAAGAAGGGACUCGCACCAGCAGCCAGUUAUUUCUCAGAGUUUUUUUCUUAUCUUCUGGUGAUUGUAAUGGUCACCUUAGCUGGCUUUUCACCACGCCGUUCAUUGCUGUGAAUCAUGUUUAUUACAGCAGUGACAAGGCACCAAUCCAGAAUGAGCCCCCAUUGUGCAAGGAGUGGUAGACAGUCCCUGCCCCAAAGAGCUUACAGACUAGAUGGACACAGGGUGGGGGGAAAGGACACAUCAUGCAUUUAGGCCUCAAUCCCUAUCAGCAGAAGAUACAUAUUUUGAACAUAGCUCGACAUCUUAUUAAAACCACACACACACACACACUUAUUAACGCCUGCAGACAGCAACACCUCAGCGACAGCCUCUGGGUCUGAUCCGGGCCCACUGAAAUCCUUAGGAGACUUUCCACUGACUUCAGUGGGUGGGGGAAUAGAGCCAGGGAACACGAAGCUCAGAAAACAACUGGACAUGCCCUGAACCCUGAAGGGAACCCUGCAGUUCUGGGAUAUCAUAAAAGGGAACACUCAGUAAAUCACUUUACAUUUCCGCAUGUCUGAGCUGAGUGAAUGAAGAGGGGGGAGAAAAUAAAACGUGAUUAAAAAAAAAAGUAUUAUUUGGGAGAACAUAGACAAAGUACGUGUCACUUUCUCUUAGGUCCAUGUAUUGUUUACAAUAAUGCUCUCUGUGCACCUAUGCAAAUACUUGAAUGAUGCAAUUCAUUGUGCCUUUUGCCUCGUUUCUAGUUAAUAAAUUUGUUGUCAAUUGUCA
Molecule: messenger RNA, 5858 nt
Organism: Chelonia mydas (Green sea turtle)
Lineage: Eukaryota; Metazoa; Chordata; Testudines; Cheloniidae
Gene: ADAM19
Product: ADAM metallopeptidase domain 19
Exons: 24
Coding region: 564-3110 (848 amino acids)
Biological process (GO): membrane protein ectodomain proteolysis
Molecular function (GO): metalloendopeptidase activity
Source: RefSeq, a predicted model, not a curated record